UUGUUAACGAUAUGCUUAUAUUUGGUGGUAAGAAAUACUCUUGCUCGGGCCCGAUAUCGGGUGAUAGCGAGUGUAGAUGUAAUUGGCACUUUAUGCCUAUACACAUUUACCAGAAUAUACAUAUAGAAAUGAGGGUAGUUCAAUAAAGAGGAUUUGUAUUUGGCGUUCAGCGCGUCAAAUAUUCAUUAAAUCGAGCAAUUUAUUUAAUAGCAAUUAGUUAAAAAUGGCGUUUUAUAAUUCGGAAAUUAUGCAAAAUCCACACAUAAACCAGGCCUGGCGAGCAGCAUUUAACAUAGAAAUAGAUCAAAAUGAGGAAAUCAAUAUAUCCCAGAUUUGUUAUGAGAUCGGAAAUUAUAUGCGGCGCAGCCGCCGACCCCUCGAUCGACUCUCUCUUCGCAGCGCCUCCGUCCUGCUCUCCGGAACCGUACGCCUCUUCAGGGACGAAGUGGAUCGUUUGUUAAAAGAUACUGUGGAAAUCUGCGUAAACCCGGUAUCAACCCGAUCGCCCGAGGACCGCACUGUUGUGAGCUCAGAGUCUGCUGCUGAUGACAGCGUGUGUAUGUCUGAUGCAGAGGCAACUACUACAAUAGUAAACUUCGAAGAACAAGGCACGACCAAACGUCACCAACUCCCAGCGGUUUUGACCCCAACCUCCCAUUCAGCAUAUCAUAGUGCACUCUAAGACACCUAAAAAUAUAAUAUUCACUAGCCUUUCCGAGAACGUUAAAUACUUACCCAUUCGUGAUAGUCAGAAUGGCGGGUGUACCUAAAUAAAAUUAAAUGAAAACCAUAGUGUUGU
Cydia pomonella (codling moth) is the source of this 799-nucleotide messenger RNA. RefSeq lists its product as uncharacterized. The record is from RefSeq and is a predicted model, not a curated record. Gene Ontology annotation, molecular function: protein binding. The transcript is spliced from 5 exons. The coding region runs from base 224 to 682 and encodes 152 amino acids. Lineage: Eukaryota; Metazoa; Arthropoda; Insecta; Lepidoptera; Tortricidae.